This is a messenger RNA of Gymnodraco acuticeps, 4072 nucleotides long. RefSeq names its product phosphatidylinositol glycan anchor biosynthesis, class Q (gene pigq). NCBI's taxonomy places the organism in Eukaryota, Metazoa, Chordata, Actinopteri, Perciformes, Bathydraconidae. The coding region runs from base 470 to 2392 and encodes 640 amino acids. Gene Ontology annotation, cellular component: membrane; endoplasmic reticulum. Gene Ontology annotation, biological process: GPI anchor biosynthetic process. The record is from RefSeq and is a predicted model, not a curated record. The transcript is spliced from 14 exons.
AUACUGCAGUUAUGUCGUUUACCUCUAAUUUAUGUUGUGUUAUCAAUCGUCGUUAACUUACUUAUUUUUCCUAUAAACGUUUAGUAAAUUCAUGUUAUUUUAACGGUAAUUUGCCACAUUUAUGUUUCGCUGGCUAACACUCAAGCUAACCUACUUUCAUGUGCUAACCCUUUAAUUGACAUAACUGUCACUGACAUCAAUAAUAAUCCAGCCCCGGGGUUUAUGUUGCCACAACAACGCGCUACAAACUCAAUAUUUGAAGGGCAUAAAAGGAGGCCAACCGUCCAGUUCCGUUCAGUUCCGUUCCGUUCAUACCAAACUCCAUUCAAAAUCAGGACAUUUGAUCAGUUUCCAGCCGUCGUGCAUUCAUGUAGAGCAGCUUUAACAACAGAAAUAUCUCUCAUGAAUAUCAAAGGUCCACUUUUCGAUUCGGCAGACAUCAGAUCAUCACCAGAGCUGCAGUGAAGUCAUGGUGCUGAAGAUCUUCUUCCCUCAGUGCUGUAACCGGGCCGACAGCGGCCUGCUGGUCGGUCGCUGGCUCUCCGGCCAUGACUCUGCCGUGGUGCUGGCGGUCAUCCACUACCCAUUCAUCCCGGGACAGGUCAAACAGUACAUCCAGCAGAUCCAGGCCCGCAGUGGGGUGGAGCUGUCGGUGCUGGGCUCAUGGAGUCUCCCCAAAGAGGGGCAGGAGGGCAUGGAGAGCUUCCUCAGAGACCUCAGCACCAUCUUCCCCCAGAAGCGCUGGCUCCAGAUCAACCGCGAGCUGGGGAAGACCGGCUUCAACUGCCAGGUCCUCAGCCGGGAUCAGAAUGGAAGAGUAAUUCCACGGGAGAUUAAAAAGAAGGCGGAUAAGAUUGAUGGCGAUGAUGGAGAAAAGAAGGGGAAAAAGAAGACGAAAAAGGAGGAGGAGAAAGAAAAGGAGGAGGAGAAAGAAAAGGAGGAGGAGAAAGAAAAGGAGGAGGAGAAAGAAAAGGAGAAGGAGAAAGAAAAGGAGGAGGAGAAAGAAAAGGAGGAGGAUGAGGAGGAGAAGGUGAUCUUCGUCCACUACGAGCAGAGGAAGGUGAUGCUGUCGCAGCUUCACCCCAUCGAGAACGGCCUUUCAGACCCAACAACGGACCCAACCUCUGAGCUGAGACAGAUGUUCCGCUCGGUGGCCCUCAGCCAGCCUCUGUUCUUCCUGGACCGAUACGACGACGGGCCCCUGAAGUCCACACACUGGCAGUCUGAGGGUCGAGAGGCCAGCAUCAUCGUGGAGCUGCUGAAACACUCCACCCUGCCGCUCUGCGUGCUGAUUCGCUGGCUGCUCAGCAUCUGGACCUGGAUCUGUAACAUCCGGGUCUUCAGUCUGUCCCCGCUGCGCUUCCUGAGCAGUAAGCUGUCCACCUGUGUGCAGCUCAGCUACAGGACGGAGCACAUGAGGACGCUCAGCUCGCAGAAGCCUGCCGCCGGACACACGGAGUUCAUGAGGAAGGCGAACAUGGUGGUGUCGGUGCUGCUGGACGUGGCUCUCGGCAUGCUGCUGAUGUGGUGGCUGUACAAAGACAACCACAUCAGCAUGUUAGCCAACACACUGGUGCCUGCAGCCGACCACGUGGCCAAAGAGCUGGAGGAGCUGCUGCAGUGGCUGAUGGGAGCUCCUGCCGGGCUGAAGAUGAACCGGGCCCUGGACCAGGUGCUGGGCCGCUUCUUCCUCUACCACAUCCACCUCUGGAUCAGCUACAUCCACCUGAUGUCCCCCUUCAUCGAGGGCAUCCUGUGGUACGGGGGUCUGUCGGCCUGCUUCGGCCUGACCUUCGCCCUCUCGCUGCUCUCCGACAUGGUGGCCCUGCUCACCUUCCACAUCUACUGCUUCUACGUGUACGGAGCCAGGCUGUACUGCCUGAAGAUCUACGGCCUCUCGUCUCUCUGGAGGCUCUUCAGGGGGAAGAAGUGGAACGUCCUGCGGCAGAGGGUGGACUCCUGCUCCUACGACCUGGACCAGCUCUUCAUUGGGACCCUGCUGUUCACCGUGCUGCUGUUCCUGCUGCCCACCACAGCGCUCUACUACCUGGUCUUCACUCUGUUGCGGCUGGUGGUGGUGCUGUUCCAGGGCGUGCUCCACCUCAGUGUGGACUUCAUCAACUCCUUCCCUCUGUUCGCUGUGGCGCUCCGCAUCACGCGCUCCUACAGACUAGCAGAGGGUGUAAAGUUCAAGGUGCUGUGUGAAGAGCCCGGGACGGCCCUGCACCUGCUGAUGGAGAUUAACCCUCUGAAGAGCAGCACGGUGGUUCAGUUGUACCGCACCCCGACGUACAGCUGUUACCCCAAAGACUCGUGGGCGGCCCUGGCCAAGAAACUGUUUGUUGGGGAGCUGAUUUAUCCCUGGAGACAUAAAACCACCAAAACCGACUGAGGGGAUGAGGGGACAACAGAAAGGGAAGUGACUGAUUACAUAAUGAGAUGGAAGGAAAGAGGGGGAAAGGUGAAACGAGAUGGAAAGGUAAAAAGAAAUGUGAGUUGCGUUGCUUUCAUGUUAAAUUGGAAGAAAGUUACAGAAAGUGUGUGUUAGCAAGAAACUGCCAGUUCAGCACACUUGGUCAGGUUGAAGAAGAAGAAGAAAAAUGUUUCUGAGCACAGAGAACAAGGCGGUGUAAGCCAUCAAACUUAAAAACCAGCAAGUAGUCACGUCCUGCUGCUGUAAGAACUGUGAUCAUAAGAUGACUUUCACUACAUGGGGAAGAUACUUUUAUUUUCCAUCAUUUUAGGAUUUGAUUUAGGGUCAGCUGUUUUCUUUUGUUGUAGAGGCCAUAAAUGAAUAAUAAUGAGUAUUUAAACCUCCUAAACCAAUGUUUCCCACAAAGAAAAACGCCACUAAAGGACCAAAGCUAUUUGUGUGGUAUGGUUUAAGUGUGCGACAGAAAGAUGAAUGACUAAUCCUUAGAUAAGACUUAAUAGAAAAAAACAAAUGAGAAAAAAACAAGCAGAUGACAGUACAUUGAUUGACUUUUGUGCUGGUGCACCUGCUUCUUAAAUGUAAUGUCCAUUUCAAGUGCCAUAAGCAAAUAAUCCAUAGUGAUGUACCACUCACGAUCACACACAUGAAGUACAAGCUGUUUUUCACACUCCAUGGGCUUUCCUGUAAAACCUACCUAGUUUAAAGUCGUUUUGCUGAGGGAACCAGGACACAGAUAAAACCCUCCCUACAACACUCCUUAGUCAUGAAAUACCAGAAUGUAAACAUUAGAGUUUUUUGACCCAUGACUUUUACUCCAGCACCAGCCUCUAAGCACCAUUGAAGCUUUUGGAGGGAUUCUAGAAGUAAAGUGAGACUGACCUUUAGUGAACUGCAGCCAAUGGACACUGCUUACUCUAAUUGCCAACACAUGUCGCAACAGUAACUCAAGUCAAAAAGAGUCAUCAAACCAGACUCCAUAUUUAAUGCAACAUAGAGGCGGGAUUCCACUCAGUAAUCAGGUAUUUAUGCUUUAACUGCACUGAUCAUAUAGAUUUUAUAUAAUUAUUAAAGUAUUAGCAAAAGUCUACCUAAAUGAUACUAACUGGAAAAACUGAUUUAUAUUUUCUUUUGAAUACUUUGUGUUUUGAUGUAUAAGAGUGUAGUCUAAAAGAACGAUUAGUGUUUUAUGUGUUCAUUUGUUGCCAUAUUUCGCAGUUAUGGAGGGAGUUACUGUUCUGUUAUGGUACGAAGCAAAUCUUUAUUCUGCUCAGGGUGAAUUUGUCAGCAUUUGUCUUGUUAUUUCUAAUAUAUGUGCCUAUUCAUGUCAUCUGUAAUGAAAUGUGGUGUCAUUCUUUGUAACAAUGAACCUAAUCCAUCUCUGAUUGAAACAUAAGCUGUUUUUCCACUUUUUAUAAAGCUAGGCAAUGAAAUGUCCUCUGCCUGCAGUCUUAGUGCUGAAUUAGAAUUCAAAACAAAUGUUCACUCUUUGAUGGGAAUUAUUUCUGUACUUUAGCGUCUUUAGCACCAAUUUGUCUAAAUGUGCAUUCUUGUUUUUGUAACCUCUUAUUUGAUCCUCUCCUACUGAUCUGUACUAAAUGUUCCAUUGCCAUUUAAUAAAAUCCAUGCGUAUUUCAUAUA